Zea mays is the source of this 1174-nucleotide messenger RNA. RefSeq lists its product as uncharacterized. The transcript has 2 exons. Gene Ontology annotation, cellular component: mitochondrion. The record is from RefSeq and is a predicted model, not a curated record. Gene Ontology annotation, biological process: response to stress. NCBI's taxonomy places the organism in Eukaryota, Viridiplantae, Streptophyta, Magnoliopsida, Poales, Poaceae. The coding region runs from base 680 to 985 and encodes 101 amino acids.
GGAAGUAAUCAAACUAAUAAUAAUACAAGCCCAAACCUUGCCUGCCACGCACGCACACAGGAUCCACAUGCGGUGAAUAGCAGCCACGUAUGCCGCCGUAUAAUAUUCUUUAGACGACACUGGACGCCAAUACGCCAUCGUAUAAUCCGCGCACGAAGCAUAUUAUCUCUUAUCUCUCCAUUCCACUCAGCCGCCCACCCGAACCAACACCAGAAUCGCGCACGAAACCAGUCCACAUCUCAGCCGAGACGACCUAACCAGCGCCGGCCGGCAGGCAAGGUCCUGGCCUGCCAAUGCCAUCGACAGGCACAAUGAAGCGUGUGCGGUUUGGGCUCUUGUGGAUGCAUGCUAGAGCUACUACACCACCUGGCAAGCUAGCUAGCCAGCCUUUGGGAUUUGUAUGGCUAUCUGGCAUUGCCCGCCCCUUGCACAUGUUCCAACAGCCUUCGUCCAUCUUCUCCAUUUGGCGGCCCCUUCCGUCUCCUCCCUAGCUUGCACUAUAUAACAACAAGCUACCAUGCAACAUCUCUUCUCUCACAUCACAUCUGAAACAGAAACAGCUAGAAGACAUAUUCAACAGAUUCAGAGAAAGCACAUAUAUAUAGAUAUAUAUAGAGAGAGAGAGGCAAAAAAAGAGCGAGAGAGAGCUGCCGAUUAAUUACCAACCCGGCCAGCUUCCAUGGAGAGAGUUGCAUCAAGCUACUGCGUCAGCCUCCUAGCACAAAGGAGGGCCUACACUGUGGCCGCGGCCAUGGCUAAGAAGGGAGCCGCCGCACGGAGGGUCGACGAGAAGAAGGCGGCGGCCGCGCUGACCAAGCGCGUGAUGGGCAAGAAGGAAGUGAACACGGCUGCCGCUGCGGCAGCUGAGGAGAAGGCGUGGGUGCCGGACCCUGUCACCGGCUACUAUCGCCCAGCAGGUAGCGCCAAGGAGGUUGACGCGGCGGAGCUACGCGCCAAGCUGCUGACGGAGGCUGCGGCCAACUGAUUAAUCAAGCAGUCACUUUGUCGAGCUACAGCAUGAGUUGGCUCACUUGGCUGUCCACCUAGCUUCUCCUGCUUUAAUAUUCGCGCUCGUUGAUCCCCGAGCUCGUUGGCCUAGAGCCUUUUAUACACUGAAUGAUACAUAUAUAAUAUAUAACAGGAACAUAUCCAAUACACAUGAGUUUUUGAUACA